AUGAAGAUGCCAUUAACACUUGUUUUAUUAAUGAUUGAGAUAUACACUUCAUUGGCCCAGAAACCAGCUCUCAAGACUGCAGAUAUUGUGUUUUUGGUUGCCAGCAGUAAUGCAUCUUCCCCUUACAUUAAAACAUUUAUUAGCAAAACAAUAAAUAGCUUACAUCUAGGGCCAAAUGAGUAUCGCGUAGCACUUGCUCAGUUCAGCGAUCAGGUAUACAAUGAAUUCCACCUGGAUACCUACCAAGGGAAGAAUCAAAUGCUGAACCACAUCAAAAAUAAAUUGGUGUUUAAAGGUGGCCCUUUGAAAACUGGCAAUGCUCUCAAGAAGAUUCAGGAGUCGGUUUACUGGAAAUCAAUCCCAGGACAAAACAGGUCCAAGAUUCUGAUAGUUAUGACACCUCAACCAUCUGAGGAUGACGUGAAGGAGGCUGCUCAAAUGCUACAGAAAGCAGGAGUGAAGACUGUUGCACUGGGGAUGGAAAAGGCUUCACGUGAUGAACUAUUUCUCAUAGCCACAAAACCAUAUUCUUUCUUUUUUCCUACAAUGGAAGAACUCAGUUUAUUUUCUCAAAACAUUUCUGGGAUCAUUGUUGAUGCGUUGCAAACAGAUCAGUCAAGCACUACUUCUGUGAGCACAAUGAAUAACGGAACAGCAUUAGAAGCUUGUGAUGCUGAUGCAGUUGCUGAUGUUGCCUUCAUAGUUGAUGUGGGCUCAACACAAACAAACAUUGAAAAGAUUCAAAUAUUUUUAGAGAAGCUGGUAUCGUCUCUGGAUGUGAAGGAAAAAUGUAUGAGGAUUGGCCUAGUGGCAUAUAGCAAUAAACCCCAGGCAACAUCGUUAUUGAGAAUGGCAACAGACAAAACUCAUGUCCUGCAGAGCAUUCAAAGUCUUUCCCCAAAGGGAGGAAAGGCCAACAUGGGGUCUGUCAUUCAUUUCACAAAGGAAAAAGUCUUCUCCAAAAGUGCAGGAAGUCGGAAGUCUCAAGGAGUGGAACAAAUAGCCAUUGUGAUCACUCACAGGUCUUCGGAAGAUGAUGUGAGUGGUGCAGCAACUGCUCUCAGGAGGGCUGGUGUGACUAUCUUUGCCAUUGGCAUUGAAGCAGCUAACGCCACCCAGUUAGCCCAAAUAGCUGCUUACCCACCAGAAAAAUACCUUACUCACUUAAAAACAUUUUCCCAUUUGCCAAAUAAAACUCAGAUAUUUCAUAAGAAGAUCAUGAAUCAAAUACAGCAAAAGCUUUACUUGGACACCAAAAGAGUAGAACUUCUCAAAAGAGGAUGUGUGGAUACAGAAGAAGCUGACAUUUAUUUUCUCAUCGGUGGUUCUUCAAGUAUGAAUUAUUUUGAUUUUGCGGACCUAAAAUUGUUUUUGAAAGAAGUAGUCAAAUUUUUUAUGGUUGGACCAAACAAGGUUCGGUUUGGAGUUGUACAGUAUGCUGAAAUCAACGAGCUGGAAUUUGGACCUGAGGAAUACAGUAAAACAGGUGAAAUAUUGAAAGCCAUCGAAAACAUCCGCCAAUUAAGAGGGAGUCCUCACACAGGAGAAGCUUUGAAAUUUAUUCAUCCUUUAUUAAGGAAAUCACAAGGACAACAUUCUAGAAGUGUUCCCUGCCAUCUUGUGGUGUUAACAGACCAGAUGUCAGAAGACCCUGUGAAGGAACCCGCCAAGAAGUUGAAGAAUGAAAUGGUCAACAUUUAUGCCAUUGGUAUUAGACAUGCCAACGAGUCCCAGAUUUAUGAGAUUGCAGAGUCUAAAGACAGAGCUUAUUUUGUGAACGACUUUGCCUCUUUGAAACAUAUAAAGAAUGAAGUUGUCAGAGACAUCUGUGCUGUAGAAGCCUGCAAGGAAAAGAAGAGUGAUAUUCUCUUUCUGGUGGACAGUUCUAGGAGCAUCACCCCAGAUAACUUUUUGAAAAUGAAAGACUUUAUGAGUGAAUUAGUGAACAAAUCUGACAUUGGUUUAGACCGCAUGCAUGUUGGUGUUGUCCAAUUCAGCAGCAGAAGCAAAGAAGAAUUUCGUCUCAGCCAGUAUGCUACGAAGAGUGACAUCAUCAGAGCUAUUGGGAGAAUGUCUCUUAUGGGACAGAGCACACUUACAGGAGGAGCACUGCAGUUUGUGUUGGAUCAUUUCAGGCCUAUCAAAGGUUCCCGGUCCUACGUCAAGAAAAUUCUUAUUCUUAUAACAGAUGGAGAAGCACAGGAUGAUGUGAAAACCCCUGCAGAAGUGUUGCGAGAAGAAGGCAUCAUUGUUUAUUCUGUGGGAGUAUUUAAUGCAAAUAAAACACAGUUGGUGGAGAUAAGUGGGAAGCCAGAGAUGGUGUUUUACUUGGAAGAUUUUGACAUUCUGAAGCACAUAGAAAAUGAAAUCCUCUUUGGAAUAUGUAGUCCAUAUGAUGAGUGCCGGAGAAUAGAACGUCUAGAUAUUGUUUUUGUCAUCGAUGGUUCUGGAAGUAUAGAUCCUAAAGAAUAUGAUAUUAUGAAAGAGUUCAUGAUUUCCCUGGUGAAAAAAUCAGAUGUUAGCCAUGAUCGAGUUCAAUUUGGGGCUGUAAAAUAUUCUGCUGAGCCAGAAACGUUAUUCCAUCUGAAUAGAUAUACUACAAAAUCAGCAAUCAUUAGGGCUAUCCAAAAUGAUAAAUCUAUUGGGGAAACCACAUACACAGCCAAGGCACUGCGACACUCGGAAGGUCUUUUCUCGGAGGAGCAUGGGAGCCGUAAACACCGGAGUGUCCCACAAGUUCUUAUAGUGAUAACUGAUGGGGAUUCCCACGAUGCAGCAGAACUUGAUGAAGUAUCAAAGAAGCUCAGAGCAAAUGGCAUUAUUAUAUAUGCUAUUGGGAUCGAAAGAGCCAGGCCAGAUGAGCUUCUGACCAUGGCAGGGUCCGAAGAUAAAUACUUUUAUGUGAAUACAUUUGAAGGACUAAAACACCUGUAUCCCAGAAUAUCUGAAAAGAUCUGCAGUGUUUCAAAACCAGAAUGUGGGAUUCCAGCCGAUCUGGUAUUCCUUAUCGAUGGGUCGAACAGUAUAAGUGACAGUGACUUUACCAAGAUGAAGAAUUUUCUGCAAGAUGUGGUUCGCCCGUUUGACACUGGUCACAAUGUACAAGUUGGCAUUGCUCAAUACAGUGACAGGUACCGGGAAGAAUUCAGCCUGAGCAUGUUCUCACACAAAUUGGAACUAGAAACCCAAAUUGGACGCAUUAGGCAAAUGGAAGGACUCCAGACUUACAUCGGGGCAGCUCUUGACAGUGUGAGGGACUUCUUCACACCAGAAGGUGGCAGCAGAGUAAAUGAAAACAUUCAACAGAUUUUGCUGGUGAUCACUGAUGGACGAUCUCAUGAUAAAGUGGUGAAAGCAUCAGAAGAUCUGAGAAAGAAAGGUGUUGACAUAUAUGCCAUAGGAGUAGGGAGAAUUGACCAUUUGCAGCUUAGUCAGAUAGCUGGCUCCACAGACAGGAAAUACACAGUUGAUAAUUUCAGCGAACUGAAGGUAAUUAAAAAAAGACUAGUUGAUGAUAUUUGUGAGGAAGAAAAUAAAACAACAUGCUUCAUGGAUGUUGUUGUGGGAAUAGAUGUCUCCUCACAAAAGCAAGGUGACCGUGUCUUUCAUGGACAAUACCAGCUGGAAUCCCGCCUUCCUCAAAUUAUCAAUGCUCUCACGUCCUUGACUGGUGUGAGCUGUAAACCUGGAUCUCAGUCACAAACCAGCGUGGCACUGCAAGUGAAAAACACAGAUCCACCUGUGGCUUCAAAGUUCCAAAUUGACAGUGAAAAGCUUUUGAACAGCCUUGCAGGUACCACUAUCCAGAAUGCAUCUCACCUGAAUGUGGAGUUCUUGAAUUCUCUUUGGGAAACAUUCCAAAUCAAAUCUGCAAAUCGAAGAAAGGUGCUACUCAUAUUUUCGGAUGGCUUGGAUGACAGAAUAGAAAUCCUAGAGGAGAAGUCAGAAGAACUUAGGGAAAAAGGACUGGAUGCACUGAUAACCGUUGUUCUGGAAGGACCUUCAAAUUUUAAUGACCUUCAGUACAUUGAAUUUGGAAAAGGAUUUGAAUACAAGACGCAGCUGAAUAUUGGCAUGAGAAAUAUUGACAGUCAGUUGAUCAAGUAUAUGACCAACAUUGCUGAACGCACCUGUUGCUGUGUGUUUUGCAAAUGCAUUGGUGACGCGGGAGAACCUGGUGAGGAAGGAAGAUAUGGGAUGGAGGGUCUUCGAGGACUUAAAGGAAGCCCUGGACAUUCAGGAAAUGAAGGCGAACCUGGUCCAAGAGGGUUACCAGGACCACAGGGAGAUAGAGGUUACAUAGGUUGUCGAGGUAACCGAGGCCCUAAGGGACAGAGAGGAAUAAUUGGCCGAAAGGGAAACAGUGGAGAGAAAGGAAUGGAUGGCAUUAACGGAGAACCAGGGCCAUCUGGGCUUCCAGGAAUUAAAGGUGAAAAGGGUGAAUCAGGCUAUCAGGGCAGCCCAGGAUCAAAAGGAGUUCCUGGAGAACGUGGUGAAAAAGGUUUUCGAGGAGAUCCUGGUACCCCUGGAGUAGAUAAGAAUGUGGCAGGACCAAGAGGUUUACAAGGGGAAAGAGGAAGAGGGGGUGAGAGGGGACCAACAGGCCUUACAGGAUUGCCAAAUUCCAAAGGAGCAAGGGGACACCAAGGUCAAAGAGGUCCUCAAGGCUCUCAGGGAAGAAGAGGAUCACAGGGAAUCAGUGGUUUUCCUGGACAGCAAGGAUUUAAAGGCCCGCAGGGUGAAAGAGGAAUUCGGGGAAUGAAGGGAAGGAAAGGAGAUCAAGGAAGCAAAGGGUUUCCAGGCCACCCAGGAGUAGCAGGUCCACCAGGGAUUCCUGGAAGCUGGGGAACCAAAGGGAGUAAGGGACAACCUGGUGAUCCUGGGAUGAAAGGGGAGAUAGGACUACCUGGAUCUUGGGGGAUGAGGGGAGUUGAUGGUCCCCUUACCAAUGGUGGGGCGGGAAAUAAAGGAGUUAAGGGCCAGAAAGGAUUUCCUGGAGAUAUAGGACAGGAGGGCGACAUUGGUGACACUGGAAUUCCAGGAGGACAUGGGCCAAAAGGGAUUCGUGGGCAAACGGGUCCUGCAGGUGCUACUGGCCUGAAGGGGACACCAGGAGAUCGAGGACCUCCAGGACGAAGGGGUAUUAAGGGUGAAAAGGGUGUUGCUUCCUUUUCGCCCUGUGAGCUCAUUGCUUAUAUUCAGGAGCACAGCUCUUGUUAUGAAGGAAGACCGGAAUGCCCAGUGUAUCCCACUGAGUUGGUAUUUGCCUUGGAUGUUUCCCAUGACACAACACCCCAGUUAUUUCAAAGGAUGAAGGAGAUUGUCAUAGAAGUUGUCAACAACACGAAAAUUCGGGAAAGCAAUUGCCCGGAGGGAGCCAGAGUGGCUGUCGUGUCCUACAGCUCAGAUACCGACCAUCUCAUUCGCUUUUCCGAUUUCCACAGGAAGACGCAGUUGAUUCAAGAACUCGCUGCUCUUUCUUAUCAGAGAUUGGCAAAUAAAGCAGACCUUGGUGGGUCUAUGAGAUAUGUUGCCAGGAAUAUCUUCAAGAGAACUCUCCCAGGGGCUACUGUAAGGAAAGUGGCUGUAUUUUUCAGCAGUGGUCAAUCUGUUAAUCCAAAUUCUAUCAACACAGCAAUCUUGGAAUUCAGUGCUUUCAAUAUUGUUCUGGCAGCCAUCACUUUUAAUAACACCUCUGAGGUCAAUCGUGCUUUAACGAUGGAUGAUUCUGAACAGUUUCAAGUCAUUACCAUUCCCAGAAGAGGAGAUUAUACACCCUUUUUACAUAGACUACAGCUAUGUACUAUAUGCUACGAUAAAUGUAACCCAAAUCUUGCUUGUGAACAUACCAGAAGAAAUCAUCCACCAUGGGCGUAUGUGGACAUUGCUUUCAUUUUAGAUAGCUCAUGGAAAAUGAACCCCAGUGAAUUUGAGAAGCUGGGGAGUUUCUUAAGCAGGGUGCUUAACAAUUUUGAGGUUUCCUCCGAUCCUGGAAUUUCUUCAGUUGGUGACAGAGUGGCUAUAGUGAGCCAUGCACCAUCACUCUUCCAAACUCAAAUCCAGAAAAAUCCAGUAAAGAAAGAGUUUGACUUGGUGACCUAUGGUGAGACACGGUUGAUGAAGAAGCAUAUCCAGGAAUCCUUACAACAUCUAGGUGGAGCUCCUGCUGUUGGCCAUGCCAUUCAGUGGACUCUUAAUCACAUUUUCUCAUCAGCUCCCAGCCUAAGGAAACACAAAGUUAUUGUGGUUAUAUCUGCUGGGGAGUCAAGCCCGUGGGAUAAAGAUUUAUUAAAGAAAGUGUCUCUCAGAGCCAAAUGCCAAGGCUAUGCCCUGCUGGUACUUUCUUUGGGACCUACUUACAAUAGCACAGAACUUGAGGAGCUGGCAAGUCCACCCUUGGAGCAGCACUUAAUUCAGCUUGGGAGAAUCCACAAGCCUGAUUUGGAUUAUGCACUUCAGUUCCUGAAAACAUUUCUACACCUCCUUCGGAAUGGAAUCAAUAGCUAUCCGCCAGCUGAACUCAGAACAAAAUGUAAUAAGAUCAACAUUCAGAAAACCAAAUACACAUCAAGGAGUCUCAGUCUCAUGUAA
Anolis sagrei ordinatus is the source of this 6591-nucleotide messenger RNA. Lineage: Eukaryota; Metazoa; Chordata; Lepidosauria; Squamata; Anolidae. The record is from RefSeq and is a predicted model, not a curated record.